Tetrahymena thermophila SB210 is the source of this 1167-nucleotide messenger RNA. RefSeq names its product kinase domain protein. Lineage: Eukaryota; Ciliophora; Oligohymenophorea; Hymenostomatida; Tetrahymenidae. Gene Ontology annotation, biological process: activation of GTPase activity; nucleocytoplasmic transport. Gene Ontology annotation, cellular component: nucleus; cytosol; perinuclear region of cytoplasm. Gene Ontology annotation, molecular function: GTPase activator activity; small GTPase binding. The transcript is spliced from 14 exons. The record is from RefSeq and is a predicted model, not a curated record.
AUGGGUUUAUAAUAAAAAAAAUAAUUUUUAAAUUUAGAAGAUUUUGUAAAUUCUCAGCUAUCAUCUCACACUAAUCUUGAAGUAAAUCUGAUUAUCAAUUAAAUUGAUGAAUAGAAUGUAUAAGUUUUAGCAUCUGCUUUAGCGAAAUGUGUCAAUCUCUCAAUUUUGACACUUGAACUUGGAUAAAAUUAAAUCGGAGACUAGGGAUUAAAAUACUUAGGAUCUGCUCUAUCAAAGUGUUCUAAUCUAUCAAUUUUGACACUCUAACUUUAUAGAAACUUAAUUGGUGGAUAAAGUGUUUUGGAUUUAGGCUCUGCUUUAAUAUAGUGCACUUCUCUUUCAGCUUUUACUCUUAACCUUUGGCAGAAUUCAAUAUGUGACUAAGGAGCAUCAAAUUUAGGCUCUGCUCUAUAAAAGUAUGAAAAUCUUUCAACUUUAAUACUUAAUUUAGGUAGCAAUUCAAUCGGCUAAUAAGGAGCAUUCAACUUAGGUAAAGCUAUAGCGAAAUGUACUAAUCUCAAAUCUUUGACAUUGUGGCUCUUUAGCAAUUAAAUUGGCUCUUAGGGUGCAUUAGAAUUAGGCUCUUCUCUAACAAAGUGCUUUAAUCUUUCAAUUCUAACUCUUGACCUUAGUAACAAUUAAAUUGGCAACUAAGGUGCGUCAGAUUUAGGCUUUGCUAUUUCAAAAUAUUCUAAUCUCACAUAAUUUACUCUAAACCUUGUAUAAAAUUCUAUUGGUGACUAAGGGGCAUCGGACUUAGGUUAAGCUGUAUAAAAAAUCUCUAAUAUAUCAACCUUUUCCCUCAACCUUAGUAAUAACUCAAUUGAUGCAAAAGGCGCAUAAGAUUUAGGUUUUGCCUUAUCAAAGUGCCCUAGACUUUCUUCUUUGACACUUAGCCUUUCAUAAAAUUAAAUUGGUGACUUGGGUGCCUCAAAUUUAGGUUCCGUCUUAUCUUAGUAUUCCAAUCUGUCUUCUUUAAAUCUUAUCUUAUCUAGCAAUUAAAUUGGUGCUCUGGGUGCAUCCGAAUUAGGAUAUGCUUUAUCAAAGUGCUCUAGUCUCUCUGUUUUAAAACUUGACUUUUGGGACAAUCAUUUCUUGAUAAAAAAUUUAAGGAUUAAAGUUCUUAAAACAAAGAGAUUAGUGAAGAUGCAAAUUGAAUAAGAUUGA